UUUCAUUCGCCAAAAACGGAUAACAGAUCUAUCUUGUGAUUGACAGAUUUACCCUACUCUAGGCGAGUAAGUAAUUGAGUAUUGAGUGGGAUCUCCUUUUCUUGACAACUACUUUCAGUUUCAAUUCAAUCUCAUUGAAGCAUAACGUGGUUGCGCAACUUCGCUAUGCUGUAAGAAGAUAUACAUCUUCCUCCUACCCCGAGAUCACCCACUUUUUUUUGGCUAAGACGACCCUACCCACUCAUGUGUUUUGUUCUGCGCCUCUUGCCAGAUCAACGGUAUUUCUGCGAUUUCAGCGCCCUCCUCCCAUUUUCUCACUUUCACGUUUUCUUCCACCUUAGUAGAAAGUGAAACAGACUGUCGAACCUGUUCUUUUCUCGGCGGCUUUGCCUCCUUGGUAUCUACUUUCCCAAAGAUUAUGCAAUCAUGUGAAAGGGAAAUCGGAAAGAAAACGAAGGGAAUUGCAUAGGGUUUUUUAAAAAAAUAUUUUGCAUUUGUUGUCCGAAAAUCGAUAAUUCAGAAAUUUCAGGCCUCAUACAAGUAAACAACUGGAAACCCUUGCCAUUCGAUCAAAUUACUGAAAAUUUAGAUGACACUGUGGAAAACCUCUUCAAAGAUAUAUCAUCACAUGUAGUGCUAAAAAUAUUGUCAAAACCAUCUACGGAUUCAAAUUCUGUGCAAUGUAUAAGUGAGGUGAAGAAUAAACUCCUGAAAGCUGCAGUAAACAAAAAUCCCAAUGUUUUAACAAAUGUGGAUAAUCAGCAGGUUAAGGAUGUCAUCAACACAAUCAUUGCCGGAGAUGAAACACUCUUGAAUUCCGAACAAAUUGGUGCAGUCAACGAAUGGCUUGAUACGCUGGAAACGAACGAGGAUCGUAGAAGCCCAACACAAGUACAAAGAUUCAACACUCUUUACGAAAUUCCACGUCUUGAUAAAUGGUUCAAAUCCGAUGCAAAUCCAUCUAAACAAAAAAUGAACAAUUACUUAAGCCAGCUCAAUCAGAGUCCGUUCAGAAAGAACAAUUCCAAGAUCAGCUAUCAACAGAUUUGCAAUUGGUUCACACAAAAACGCUCGAGUUCCCGUACCUUAGCUCCAGUAGACCUAGUGCAGGUCUCGUCAGCUCAGACAGCGGCGCAGCUGCUCCCGGGAUUCCAACUCAACUUGCUCCAGUCCCUGUUUGGAGAACAACGUCAAAAAUUUGAUUUUUACGACAAACUGGAUGAAACCAAGAUUGUCGGCGGCUCCGACUCGCCAUCUCCAGCCGAUGAUGAGAUUCAUAGCAAUUCAGAUGAAACUAUUCAAGAUACUUUGUUUUCCAUCAAUAUUAAACCAGAACCGGAAAUUGAUUCAAUUGCAUCCUCCCCGGAUAUGGCAAACUCAAUGCGCGAAUCAUUGUCCUCGACCUCCCCAAAGCUUCUCAGCGGGCUCGACCUCGGAGCAUUCAGCACCCACUCAUCAUCCACCAACUCCAUGCAAAACGCCAACUCAUCAGUGUUUUCAGCGGCUCGCUCACGCCUGAUGUUCGACCCACUCACCGAGCUACCCGUCCUCGAAAAAUGGUUCGAAGAGAAUCCUCACCCGACAUGGAUGCAAAUCGAUCAGUACACACAAUGCUUGAACAACUGCGCUUAUCGAGAGAAUUAUCCGCAUAUUAGUCAGCACAAUGUGAAGAUCUGGUUCAAAAAUCGACGUGCAAAAUGCAAGCGAUUGUUGAAUGGAAUGCAGGAAAAGCUUGAGCAGAAGGUUUUCGUAUAAAAUUAAAAUUUCCAACUUUUUUCAAAAUCUUAUUAUCUUUAAUUUCGAAAGAACAUUAAGUUUUUCACAUCAAUAGUUCCUUCUUUAACCGUCAUACUGGUGUACCCCUUGAAUUCCUGAUCUUCAGUGCCCCACAAUUUCUCUUCAACGAAGAGCAAAAUCACUACUUCAUUUUUCAUUCCAGCUGUGAUUUUUGUCUGUAAGCUACACCUAAUCGCUAGCUGUAUAUCUCGACGCAUCUUUCGUUCUGCAAAACUUCUAGUCGCUUCUUGUCUUGUUUAACCUUGAUGGGAAAUUAAGCCGGCUUUAAUUUCCUUCUUUCUUUCAAUCAACAAUUUCCCAUCGCUUUCUUUGUCUCUUUCAAUGUUCCACAGAUCACAUAGUUUUAAUGGUUUUUCAAUGUUUCCCUUCUUACCGUCACACUACUUUCCAAUAUUAUUCAUCUUAAUUUUAUGUCUACCACUUCCAAUAUCAAUCUUGCCCACCGUUUUCUCAAUUUUUUUUGUCAAAUUUAAACUUUUCUCUGCUUUUCAGUUGUGCUUCAGCCCUUUAUAUGCCAAAAACUUUUAUUCAGAAUUUUGACAUACAACCACGUUUAUUUCUUUUUAUUUGAAUGUUUUGAGAAAUAAAGUUUUUUUU
Molecule: messenger RNA, 2394 nt
Organism: Caenorhabditis elegans
Lineage: Eukaryota; Metazoa; Nematoda; Chromadorea; Rhabditida; Rhabditidae
Gene: dve-1
Product: Homeobox protein dve-1
Exons: 8
Coding region: 973-1755 (260 amino acids)
Biological process (GO): regulation of transcription by RNA polymerase II; chromatin remodeling; positive regulation of transcription by RNA polymerase II
Cellular component (GO): cytosol; nucleus
Molecular function (GO): DNA-binding transcription factor activity; DNA binding
Source: RefSeq, marked reviewed